Molecule: messenger RNA, 1856 nt
Organism: Lycium barbarum (goji berry)
Lineage: Eukaryota; Viridiplantae; Streptophyta; Magnoliopsida; Solanales; Solanaceae
Product: disease resistance protein Pik-1-like
Exons: 5
Coding region: 317-745 (142 amino acids)
Molecular function (GO): metal ion binding
Source: RefSeq, a predicted model, not a curated record
AUUUGCUAGCAUUUCUGAAUAUUACAAACUCCUCCUCCUCUCUCUCUCUCUCUCACACACACUCUCUCUGCCUACUGAAUUUUAUUGCUACACAAUUUUAAUUUCCAUCAGACCAAAAAAAUGAAGCAAAAGGUGGUUAUCAGAUUAUAUUUGAGUGGGUGUGGUCAGAAAUGUCGGGGCAAGGCCUUCAAAAAAGCUGUCUCUCAGCCUGGUAUAAAUACGAGGACAAGAUCAAUCAAAAUUGUAAACUCACAACCUCCUAAGUGUCGAAGACAAUCAAAAAAUUCCAAAGGAGAAGUUUUAAGAAGAGGGAACAAUGAAGACAAAGGUGGUUGUUAAUGUGUCAGUGAAUGGAGGUCAAUCUCGUCCAAGUAAUUGGAAGCGUAUUUUUUGUUGCCUGGUUCAAGACACUUCAUGCAAGGAUAAGGCCAAGACAAUUGCAGCAACUUUACCAGGGGUGGAGAAUGUAAGUAUAGAAGCAGCAAAUAACUUGUUGACAGUGAUAGGAGUGGGAAUAGACACUGUAGAGCUGGUGAAUAUACUUAGGAAGAAAGUUGGAUUUGCUACUGUUGUGAGUGUUGGUCCAGCGGAUGAAAAGAAGAAUGAAGACAAACCUGCUGAUGACAAGAAAGAACAGCCAGUUCCAGGAGUUUAUUGUUGUAAUAAUAAUCAAGUGCGCCCUAUGGUUGAGGUGUUUGAAAUUAGAGAUUCUUACUAUUACAACAACUCAUGCUAUCCUUGGUGAUAAACUCAGAUUAAAAUACGAAGAAUUAUAGUAUAUUAUGAAGGUAUGGUGAUUGAGUAAAAAAAAAAAGUAUAGAAAAAUUGAGAUUGAUUCCUUAUAAGCACAUUAAUUAUCUUCUUGUCAAUUGUGUUGGGUUGACAUCUAAUGUGUUGAACUUGUAGUGGUUCCUGGAGUGCUUACUUUUGUACUUAGCAGAGCUGAAAUUAAUUAAGUGUAAUACACAAUUUUCCCAAUUUGCUUCAACAAAUAUGUGAUGGUGUUAAUGGUGUGAAAAUUUCUCCAAGAUUAAUGCCAUUCAUAUAUCCUCCGUGGUUUCAAAUGAAACUCUAUAUGCACUUUAAUUAGCAUGAGCCGUAUUCAAGUGUCAAGAGUGUUACUGCUACAUUAUUUCUUUCGCAACUAAUAAUGUUCCGGUAAGAGAUAGUAAUAAGGAAUUGUUAUAACAAUAAAAAUUACGUCCUUGCACUUAAUUUUUUAUAUGGCCGGUGUUUGGUUUUAUCGGGUGCAAAAUUUAAGGGGGGAAAACUAUAUUUUUAGCACAUAAAAACUUAUUCUCCAACCAAAUGACCCAAAAAUUUGAUUUUAAACAUAUCAUGACACAUUUUGCUUAAUGGCAAAGAGAGUCUGUCAAUUUCAAUGGUAAUAUUGAUGUAACAAACCAGCUCAUGCUUAUCCAAAGGGAGCGGCUAUAUUAAUUGCACGUACGAGGUCAACAGUUUUAAUUCCUACGCUUAUUUGCUCCAACUACAAGUCAUCUUUGCAUUAUGUUCAAACUGGGUCCUAAUUUUAGGCCUAUUAUAUUAGAUAUUCAUUAAAAAAUCAAAAUAUAUGGAAAGACAAACAUUUGAUAAGGAAAAAAAGGAAGAAACAUACUAAUAAUUUUCUGUAUGAAAAUUUUCCUUUUGCUUAUUCCUUUUCACAAAUCAGGACCACUAGUAGUCUUCAGGUAAAUUUCUUCGACAUUAAAUUUCCGAGUAAUUCUAGUCCAAAUGUUAAAGUACAAAACACGGUUAUUUGAUUUGCUUGCUAUUACAGUCGAUGUUUCAUUUAAAUUACCAUGAAGUUAUGACUUGACUUGCAAUCAAUAUAUGUGACAAAAUAGUAGCGUAUG